GCUUGGAAAACCACCAUCCCCAUCCUCGCCGUGUAUACUAAAAUACUCAACAAACACACAUCAGAUCGAAUUGAAGAAAAGAUCAAGAACGUACGAAGCUGCUAAUUAAGCCAUGAUGACAACUUUGGUAGUAGAAGAACCAAUUCUAUGUAGACUCCAACGCCUUGACAACGUCCUUAAACAAGUAGAGGCACUGAGAGGCGGCGGCGGGAAUCAAUCUCCGGCGAAGAGCUCCACAGCGUCGUCGUCUACGGCGACAAGCAGCGAAGGGCAGGCGGCGGCGACAUCGUGGUCCGCCGAGUUUUCUCCGAAAAGCUUGGAGAAGCAUUGCCGUCCGAUUGAUGAUGUGAUAAUGGAGGCAGAGGCGAAAGGCACCCUGAUUGAAAGGCUGGUGAACGUAGAAGAGCGCGUGGCCAAACUCUGCAAUUACCUCCACCAAGAAUUGGAGGCUUUCAAGACCACUAAAGAGGCCACCAUGCACACCACCACGACCACCAUCGCUCCGUCGUCUGCGGCGGCGGCGCAAAAGUCGCCGAAGAAGGGUUUCAAGAGCUUGGUGAAGUCUUGUGUGAAAGGGAAGGCAAAAGGAAGAGGAUAAUGCAAUAUUGCAUGUAUGUAUGUAUGUAUUUUUUUUAUUUUUUUUUUUUUGGAUGAGCUAUCAGCUCGAUCACGGUUAGGCCUGAUCUUUAAGUCAGGCUAGUCAUGAUCUUUAGGUCGGGGCGACCUAAUUAUGUAUGUUUUAGUUUGGACUAAUUCCAGUCUUAAUUUCUAAACUA
Molecule: messenger RNA, 776 nt
Organism: Ipomoea nil (Japanese morning glory)
Lineage: Eukaryota; Viridiplantae; Streptophyta; Magnoliopsida; Solanales; Convolvulaceae
Exons: 2
Coding region: 113-598 (161 amino acids)
Source: RefSeq, a predicted model, not a curated record